GACCGGUUGCAUUUCCCAAGGCAACGGACGUGACGCGCAGGGCAGUUCCGCCGUGGCGCUCUACGUCCAGAUCUUUUUUUUUUUUUUUCGUGCCUCUUUUUUUUUCCUCAUGACGUCAGGGCAAGGGUGAACACGAAACAUGGCGGAGUGCCCCUUAGCCCGCUGUGCGCAAGAGCGACGCGCCUUUCGAAAGGAAUUUCAACGAUGGAGUCGGGAUAUGCUGUUUGUCAUCGGCUUGGAGCGCGUGGCCGAGGAAAUGAUGGGCUCCAAGCGAUGGAACCGGAUGACACAGCUCGAGAACGCCUUGGAGGAGCAGUUUCAGCUGGUCGACUGGGUGCCGGACCAAGUGUGCUACUUCUGCGACGCGCAGCGCUUGCCGGAGCCUACCGGACCACCGAGCGACUAUUCUAGCUUUAAGAGUUUCCAAAUGGAGCUUGACGAACAGUCGACAGGUUCUGAUCAGGCCUCAGGGUCGCCCGAGCCCCUGGACGCUGAGCAACCGUUGGACCUGAGCUUGCAUCCCAGGGCCACCAACGACGAGGAGGAGGAGCGCGGACGUUCUGCUCGGCCCGAGGGGGGCAAGCGGUCGUACACAGAGGCUGAACUUCAGGCAGCCCUGCGUGAUAUCCAGAGUGGCAAACUGGGCACACGCCGCGCUGCCGUAAUCUAUGGCAUUCCCCGCUCCACUCUACGCAACAAGGUUUACAAGCUUGCCCUGGAGCGACGCAGUGGCACAGCGGCCACCAGCAGCAGCGCCCCCGACUCACUGCGCCAGCUGCUGCGUACCCCGGCCAAGCCAUUGGAGCACAGCCCAGCCCUGGGGCCCCUCUUUGCCCAGUUCCUGUCCAGCAUUCAACAACUGGCGCUGCACCCCACGUCCGAGGAGCAGACACCCAAAGCACCUGCACUGCCUGUGGUGUCCGACCUAAUCCGGCUGCUGGCACAAGAGCGGCUGGCAGAUGCCCGCCGUCCAGCCCCUGCAGACGUCAUCCUCAAGGUGCCAUCGUACAGGCCAGCCGGGCCCUCCACUGCGGCUUCAAGCAGCUCAUCGGAGGCUGCUGUGCCACCCACUGAGGAGAAGCGCACACGGCCCAAGCGGGGCCGUUACCGCAACUAUGACCGCGACCACCUGAUCCAGGCAGUGCAUGCUGUGCAGCGGGGCGAGAUGAGCGUGCAUCGUGCAGGCACCUACUUCGGCGUUCCACACUCUACGCUCGAAUACAAGGUCAAGGAGCGCCACCUGCUGAGGCCCAAGAAGCGGCGUCAGCCAGACGGUCUGCUCGAGGCGCUUAUCAAGUCCACACUGGACAAGUGACCAGUGCCUGGCCGGAAAGCGUCCUUCAUGAUAAGCUAGUCUACUCUGUGAUGACCACGGCGAGAGAGUAUUUUAUAUGGGACUGCUGUUGAGCCAACUGUGAUGACGGCGCUUUCCGGAUCUCGUGCCUCGGGGCCCAGGGCCCCUGCCAAGUGCCUGCCCGGUGUACUUAGAAAAAGACUAUUUUUCCAUGCAGAGUAUUUUUCGCAUAAUUUAGGCUGGGCGGCCAGUGGACUUAACCGCACUGCCAUAUCGCGCCCAUUCCACACUUAGUGCAAAGCCUAUUUCACUUGGUCCCGCUGACCCUACACAGCGGCGGUCACGUUUGUUGUUGCUUUUUUAUCAUAUGUUUACUGUUUUGUUGAUUUGUUUUUUUUUUCUAUAUCUACAUGCCAGUGUAUUUUUGAGAUCCCGUAAGUGCGAGACUUAUGGCUGCUCUCAUUGGCAGACACCACUGUACAAAAAGGGAGGCCAAAUGGUCUAACAUUCCAUCUCCUUUAGUGGCCAAGUCUGUAUUCAGAAGAUGAUUAAACUAAGUGAUUUUUUUUCU
Messenger RNA from Rhipicephalus sanguineus (brown dog tick), 1865 nucleotides. RefSeq names its product mushroom body large-type Kenyon cell-specific protein 1 (gene Eip93F). Lineage: Eukaryota; Metazoa; Arthropoda; Arachnida; Ixodida; Ixodidae. Gene Ontology annotation, molecular function: DNA binding. The transcript is spliced from 7 exons. The record is from RefSeq and is a predicted model, not a curated record. Gene Ontology annotation, cellular component: nucleus. Bases 140 to 1315 code for a protein of 391 amino acids. Gene Ontology annotation, biological process: regulation of transcription by RNA polymerase II.